Schistosoma turkestanicum is the source of this 883-nucleotide messenger RNA. The record is from the annotation of a GenBank genome assembly. Lineage: Eukaryota; Metazoa; Platyhelminthes; Trematoda; Strigeidida; Schistosomatidae.
AAAAGAUAUUGGAUAUUGGAGCACCCGUCAGUCUAAACAUUUUCUGAACGGCGCACACGUGAAUUAGAGAAUGACGUUAUCAGCUGUCUCGGAUGAAGCAGAAGCAUUUAAAGAAGAAGCCAACAAAUAUUUCAAAGAUGGAGACUAUGAUAAAGCAAUCGAAGCAUACACAAAGGCAAUAGAAAUUCGAGAAACUGCUGUUUAUUUGGCUAACAGAAGCCUCGCUUAUCUUCGCACCGAGUGUUUUGGUUAUGCUUUGGAUGAUGCUUCUAAAGCCAUAGCUUUGGAUAGCUCCUAUGUGAAGGGUUAUUAUCGCAGAGCAUCUGCACAUAUGGCAUUGGGUCAGUACAAGGAGGCGUUGGCAGAUUACGAAACCGUUAUUCGAGUUGCACCUAGUGAUAGAAUGGCUCGUGAGAAAUUAACUGAAUGCCGGAAGAUAAUUCGUCGCAAAGCAUUUGAAAAAGCUAUUGCAAUAGAAGAUCAACCAUCCCCAAUAGAAUCUUUUGAUUUAUCAACAAUCACCGUAGAAGCUAGUUACGAUGGCCCUCACUUAGAACAAGAUAGCAAUGGAAAAUACUUUGUUACGGAGUCUUUUAUGUUGGCUUUAAUGGAACAUUACAAAUCCCAAAAAAUAUUACACAAAAAAUAUGCCAUAAUAGUGAAAGAUGAAGGUUACGAAGUUGCUCACAACGGUCGCUGUAUCACUGUUUUCUCAGCUCCUAAUUACUGUGACACAAUGCAUAAUCGAGGAGCUUUUAUUACUUUGAAAGGUAGUGACAAACCCGGUGAAAUGGCUCCAAAAUUUACUAGCUUUAAGGAAGUACCUCAUCCAGAUGUGCGCCCAAUGGCUUAUGUCAAUCCAUUACUUUCUAUGUUCAUGUGA